AUGGAAGCCACCUUGUAUUUCGUGCCAGGAUUGAGCUACGAUCCUCUGCGGAGGGACGCGGCCGCCUCGAUCACAGCCGUGUCGAAGGAAUCGGGACUCGACGUUCCUGCGAUUUUGAUCAAUCCAGCUCGAGAUCCUGGAUUGACACUAGCAUUAGAAUGUGUGAGACUGAUCGAGUCUUGCAAAGAUCUGGCAGCGGCGAGGAGCGCGCAUUCCUCGAUCCGAGACACCAUCGCUGGCGAUGCAUUCGUCUGCAACAAGAUGAUCGAGAUGUAUGGCCUGCGCUGCGCGAGCGUGGAGGAUGCACGCCGGCUCUUCGACGGCAUGCCAAUCGACAUGAGAAAUUCCCACACCUGGGUGCUCAUGAUCUCCGCUUGCUACAAGAAUGGCCGCCUCGACGAGGCGCGAUCGAUCUUCGACGCGAUGCCGAGCCCAAAUCUCAUCGCAUGCAACGCGAUGAUCUCCGCGCAUUCCCAUGCUGGGGAUCUACCGGGCGCCGACGAAAUCUUUCGAUCCAUGGCGAUGCACGAUCUAGUUUCGUGGACGGCGAUUCUUUCGGCCUACACGCAGCGAGGAGAGAUCACUGGAGCAGCGGCAAUCUUUGAGGCAAUGCCGGAGAGGGAUUCUAUCGCCUGGACCGCAUUGCUGAGCGCGCAUGCCCAAAAGGGGCAACUGGAGCGCGCGCUGGAGAUCUUCCAGUCGAUGCCGCAGAGGAAUCUGGUCUCCUGGACGGCGCUGCUGGUUGCGUCCUCCGCAAGCGGCGAGGUCGAGCGCGCGGCGGCGAUCUUCGAUCGAAUGCCGCAGCGCGACUGGAUUGCCUGGAACGCGAUGAUCUCCGCCUACGCGCAGGGCCAACGAUUGCGCGACGCCAAGAGUCUCUUCGACGCUAUGCCACAGCAAGAUCUCGUCUCUUGGAACGCGAUGCUAGCCGGCUAUUCGCAGAACGGCCAUCUCCGAGAGACCGUGGAGCUCUUCCACGCCAUGCCCAAGCGCGACCUAGUCUCUUGGAACUCUCUCGUUGGCGCGUACGGACUGCACGGAGACGUACGGAGUGCCGAGCUGGCUUUUCGUGCGAUGCCGGAGUGGAAUCUGGUAUCUUCAAACUCCAUGCUCACGGCAUAUUCGCAGGGCGGGAAAAUUCAAGGUGCCCUUGCGGUGCUCGACGCGAUGCCCGAGAGGGAUAUCGUGACGCUCAACGCGAUCGUCUCGGCGUUUGCAAGCCAGGGUUUCACGGAUGAGGCGAAGAAGAUCUUCGAUGCGAUGCCGGAGAGGAAUUCUUUGUCAUGGAGUGCUCUGCUCGUCGCCUAUGCCGCUGCCAGUGGCGCCGAAUCCAUCGAUCACGCCAGGUUCGUGUUCGAUUGCAUUCCAGAGAGAAAUAUCAUCACCUGGAACUCUCUCCUCUUUGCUUACACCCGCCAGGGCCUGAUGAUCGCCGCCAAGAAGCUCUUUGACGGGAUUCCAGAGCGAAAUCUCGUGUCCUGGGGUGCGGUUCUCUCCGGAUUGGCUCGCAGCGGCGAUCACUCCUCAGCGAUCGAAGCAUUCCACGCCAUGAAACUCGAACAUCUCCCCGAUGCAACGAGCAUUCUCUCGGUUUUGAUUUCAUUCAGCCAUGACGGCGAUCUCUUCCAAGGACGGAGAUUGUUUCUGUCGAUGGGGAUGGAUUUUGGCGUGGAUCCAACAAAGGAGCACUAUUGCUGCUUGAUUGACAUGCUGGCUCGAGCAUCAUUCUUGCAUGAGGCAAAAGAUCUCAUUCGAAUCAUGCCCUUUGUUCCCACUGCUCGCGAAUGGGUGUGCUUGCUUGCGGCAUGUAGAAGCCACAAGGAUGGAGCUAUGGCAGCAGAGCAUGUUCUUGUUAAGGAUCCAGGACAUGGAGCAACAUAUCUGGCAUUUCAGCUGAAACCCGAGCCCAACUACCAAGCACAGCAUUCUUUUCGGCCGAAGGCACCCUCUUCUCUCGAGUCCACCACUCUCUGUCUGAGACGAUAUCACCACCAAGCGUAA
This is a messenger RNA of Selaginella moellendorffii, 2001 nucleotides long. RefSeq names its product pentatricopeptide repeat-containing protein At4g02750-like. Gene Ontology annotation, molecular function: protein binding. Lineage: Eukaryota; Viridiplantae; Streptophyta; Lycopodiopsida; Selaginellales; Selaginellaceae. The transcript has 4 exons. The record is from RefSeq and is a predicted model, not a curated record. Bases 1 to 2001 code for a protein of 666 amino acids.